Aethalodelphis obliquidens (Pacific white-sided dolphin) is the source of this 940-nucleotide messenger RNA. Its product is annotated as olfactory receptor 10Q1-like. Gene Ontology annotation, biological process: G protein-coupled receptor signaling pathway. Gene Ontology annotation, cellular component: membrane. The record is from RefSeq and is a predicted model, not a curated record. Gene Ontology annotation, molecular function: olfactory receptor activity. Lineage: Eukaryota; Metazoa; Chordata; Mammalia; Artiodactyla; Delphinidae.
AUGGCCCCACUGCAGAAGCAGCACACCUUGAGCUCUGAAUUCAUUGUCUUGGGCUUUGGGGACCUGGCUGAGUUACAAAUCUCCCUGUUUGGACUGUUUCUAAUCAUGCAUCUUGUCACCCUAGCAGGGCACACGACUCUUGCGCUCAUCACCCUCUUUGACUCCGCGUAUUUCCUCCUUCGCAACCUGUCCACCAUUGAAAUCGGCUAUACAUGGGUCAUCGUCCCCAGCAUGCUGGCCAGUUUCCUGUCCGGGAGCCAGCGGAUGCCCUUCCUGGGCUGAGCCCUGCAAAUGCAUCUCUUCAGCGCCCUGGGCAGGGCAGAGUGUUUCCUCGUGGCUGCGAUGGCCUACGACCGCUUUGAGGCCAUCUGCAAGCCCCUGCAUUACACACUCAUCAUAGCCAGGACCCUGUGUCUGCAGGUGCUGGCUCUGGCGUGAGUCAGCGGACUUGCGCUCUCCUUCACCCUCCCCACACUGAUAUCCCUCUUCCCCUUUGGUCAGUCUCAUGAGAUCAGUCAUUUCUUCUGUGACAUCCCCGCUGUGCUACUCCUGGCCUGCGCGCACACGCGGGCCAGUGAGGUCGCGGUCUUCCUCGUCUGCCUGCUCAUCCUGUUGGUUCCCUUCCUGCUGACCCUGCUCUCCUGCGGGUUCAUUAUCGCUGCCGUCCUCAGAAUCCACGUGGCUGAGGGCAGGAGCAAGGCCUUCUCCGCCUGUGCUGGGCACCUGCUGGUCUCCCUUCUGCACUACGGCUGCACAAUAUUCAUCUACAUUCGCCCCAAGUCAUGCUAUGCCCCAGAACAGGACAAAACUGUGUCCUUAAUCUACACCAGUGUCACUCCCGUGCUCCACCCUAUGAUCUAUAGUCUGAGGAACAAGGAAGUCGAGGGGGCCCUCAAGAGACUCCUGGAGAGCCACGACCAGACGAGGCCGGCAGUCCAAU